Molecule: messenger RNA, 1560 nt
Organism: Onychostoma macrolepis
Lineage: Eukaryota; Metazoa; Chordata; Actinopteri; Cypriniformes; Cyprinidae
Product: transmembrane protein 184C-like
Exons: 10
Coding region: 128-1414 (428 amino acids)
Biological process (GO): transport
Molecular function (GO): transporter activity
Source: RefSeq, a predicted model, not a curated record
UAUUCAUGAGCUUAGCCUUCUCAAUAGUAGGGUUCGUGAUUUGGCCGGUGCGGUAAUCACGCCCUGUUUGCGAGCAGCGUCCUCGCUCGAGCGCGUCGGUGUGAGGCGAGGCUCGGUGUCGGUGAAGAUGCCGGUCUGGCGGCGCUGGAUCCGGCCGCUCGCCGCGCUGCUGUUCGCGCUCGUGCUCGCGGUGGCGCUGCCGCUGUGCGCGUGGGAGCUGCGGAGAGCCGAGGUGGGCACACACACUAAAGCGUGGUUCAUCGCAGGUGUGUUUGUGUGUUUGACGAUCCCUAUUUCACUGUGGGGGAUUUUACAACAUCUGGUUCAUUACACACAACCUGAGCUACAGAAACCCAUCAUCAGGAUUCUCUGGAUGGUUCCCAUAUACAGCUUAGACAGCUGGAUAGCGCUAAAAUACCCCAAGAUCGCCAUCUACGUGGACACGUGUCGGGAAUGCUACGAGGCGUAUGUCAUCUACAACUUCCUGAUGUUCCUGCUGAACUUCCUGGAGAAUCAGUAUCCCAGUCUGGUGCUCAUGCUGGAGGUGCAGGAGCAGAGACCCCUGCUGCCCCCUUUCUGCUGCUGCCCACCCUGGACCAUGGGAGAGGUUCUGUUGUUCAGAUGUAAGCUUGGAGUUCUGCAGUACACAGCAGUGAGACCUGUAACCACCAUCAUUGCACUUGUGUGUCAGCUGUGUGGAGUUUAUGAUGAAGGUAAUUUCAGCUUCAGAAACGCCUGGACGUACCUCGUUAUCGUCAACAAUGCCUCACAGCUGUUUGCGAUGUACUGCCUGCUGCUGUUCUACCGAAUGCUGAGAGAAGAGCUGAAGCCUCUGAGACCCGUCGGCAAGCUGCUCUGCGUCAAACUCGUCGUCUUUGUGUCCUUCUGGCAGGCUGUGCUGAUCGCUCUGCUGGUGAAGGUCGGAGUGAUUUCAGACAAACACACUUGGGAGUGGGACAGCGUGGAAGCCGUUGCCACGGGACUACAGGACUUCAUCAUCUGUCUGGAGAUGUUUCUGGCAGCGAUCGCUCAUCACUACAGUUUCAGCUGUCGUCCGUACGUUCGUGAGGAUGAUGAAGGCUCGUGCUUCGACUCGCUGCUCGCCAUGCUGGACGUCUCAGACAUACGCGCAGACAUCGCAGAGCAAGUGCGCAACGCCGGCCGUACGGUGUUCGGUCGUCCCCGUAAGCUGUUCUUCGGCUCUGAAGCGGAUGUCGUUCAGAGUGAACACACCAGUCUCCUCGCUGGGACGUCCCACGAGCGCCACUCAGUCCCCGCCUCCCCGCAGGGGCGGUACCAGGGGCUGGGCUACACAGACACGCCCCACUCAGUCUCCGCCCCCGCCGGCUUCACAUCCUCCUCCUGGGAGAGUGACAGUGACUCAGGGCCUGCAACAGCCAAUCAGAGCACCUAGCAAACGGUGCGGUGAGGCUACGAGAUCAUAAACACAGUCAGACGCACAGUGAAAACCUGUUCACAUCUGGAUAACAUAUGAAUAAUGCAAAAAGAAAUUACAACCCGAAUUCCAGAAAUGUUGGGACGUUUUUUUUUUUUUAUGAA